Molecule: messenger RNA, 1763 nt
Organism: Polychytrium aggregatum
Lineage: Eukaryota; Fungi; Chytridiomycota; Chytridiomycetes; Polychytriales
Product: WD40-repeat-containing domain protein
Exons: 8
Coding region: 170-1684 (504 amino acids)
Biological process (GO): ribosomal large subunit assembly
Cellular component (GO): nucleolus
Molecular function (GO): protein binding
Source: RefSeq, a predicted model, not a curated record
AGAGGCACUCCAGCAGACGCUCCAGCAGACUCUCCAGCAGACGCUCUCUGAAUCGCAGGGGCCUCCAGGACGCUCAUCCGCCGCCGCAGCAACAGCACCGUCGGCUGCACAGGACUCACUCCCACUCCGCAUCCAGCUCAUCUCCUGAAUCGCCAAUCCAACAGCAGCCAUGGGUGGAGAAACUCGAAUGCAUCCCUACAAGGCCAAGGAGAAGAAGAAGCAUCUCAAGACCAAAGAGGAGCUGCUGGCCGAGAACGAGCCCCCCGUCGCACCCGAGGGACGCACCGUCAUCGCCCAGUUCAUCUCCUCCGACGACGGAUCCUCGACUGGCCCGCCCCUGAACCUGCCGGCGAAUGUGACUCCGGAGCAGCUCAAGCUGCUGCUGAACGACCUACUGCAGAACGAAGACCCGCUGCCGUACUCGUUCUUUGUAAGCGACAGCGAGAUCACGAACGAUCUCAACACCGACAUCAUCGAGGGCAAGAAGUGCUCGACAGAAGAAACCAUCACGAUUCUGUAUCAACCGCAGGCAGUCUUCCGGAUCCGCAACGUCACCCGGUGCACAUCCUCGCUAACGGGGCACUCCGAGGCCAUCCUGUCAGUGUGCUUCAGUCCAGAUGGCUCCCAGCUGGCAACAGGAUCAGGAGACACCACCGUCCGCAUCUGGGAUCUCAAUACCGAGACCCCGCAGUUCACCCUGACAGGACACAAGAACUGGGUGCAGCACGUCGCAUGGGCCCCGGACUCGUCGAUGCUUGCGUCGGGCGGAAUGGAUACAUCGAUCCGUCUCUGGAACCCCAAAACGGGCAAAGCCAUCGGAACAGACCUGAAGGGCCACACAAAACCGAUCACAAGCAUCGUCUGGGAGCCAUACAUGAGGAGUGCCAACUGCAACCGAUUCGCAACGGGCUCGAUGGACGGUACCGUUCGUGUCUGGGACGCUGUCCAACGGCGGACGCUGUUCACGCUGUCGCAGCACACCGGCCCGGUGAUGUGUGUGAAGUGGGGCGGCGAUGGACUGAUCUACACCGGCUCGCGCGACAAGACCAUCAAAGUUUGGGACUCGGCUGACGGCAAGUUGGUUCGAUCGCUCGAAGGCCACGCACACUGGGUGAAUCACUUGACCCUGAGCACAGACUAUGUGCUGCGAUCCGGCCCAUAUGACCACACCGGCAAGAUCUUUACGUCGCGGGAAGAAGCUCAUCGUGUCGCCAUCGAACGAUACCACCAGUUCAAGGGCCCCAAACCCGAGCGGCUCGCCAGUGGCUCGGACGAUCACACACUCUUUCUGUGGGAGCCGUCGACGACGAAAAAGGCCAUCGCACGCAUGACGGGCCACCAACAGCUGGUCAACCACCUGAGCUUCUCGCCCGACGGCCGGAUGAUUGCCAGCGCCUCCUUCGACAAGAGCGUCAAGCUGUGGGACGGCGUCACCGGAAAAUUCAUCAACACUCUGCGUGGCCACGUCGGCAGCGUCUACCAGACCACCUGGAGCGCCGACAGCCGCAUCGUGCUCAGCGGCAGCAAGGACUCGACCCUCAAGUGCUGGGAUCUCAAGACACACAAGAUCAAGAUGGACCUCCCAGGCCAUCUCGACGAAGUGUUUUCGGUCGACUGGAGCCCCCGUGGCGACCGUGUGGCCAGCGGCGGAAAGGACAGGAUCCUCAAGAUCUGGCGACAGUAGCAAGGAUGCCGAUCAAGGCAAUGUCUCGGACUAUCUGCCGAAUAUAUCUUUGGAUCUUGCCGACCAAACUGAUCGAGAG